CAGGACGGGCUGGGAGGCAGAGGAUGGGCCGGGCUAGGAUAGGACAGGACGGGCUGGGAGGCAGAGGAUGGGCCGGGCUGGGAUAGGACAGGACGGGCUGGGAGGCAGAGGAUGGGCCGGGCUAGGAUAGGACAGGACGGGCUGGGAGGCAGAGGAUGGGCCGGGCUGGGAUAGGACAGGACGGGCGGGGAGGCAGAGGAUGGGCCGGGCUGGGGCCGGGCUGCGGUUAGGACUCAAAUAUGGCGGAGCGCCAUCGCCCCCCUCAGGUGGCGGGAAAGGCGCAACGGUCAUGCGCAAACGUUUAAAUCCCCCACCCCGCCCUUUCCCGCCCCUUGGGCGGUGGGAGCCAAUGGGAGGGCGGUGCUGCGCGCGCGGGCGGGCGGGCGUUGUGCGGCAUGGGCGCACUUCCGCCGCGGGCGGCCGGGGCCUAUGUACCAAUGGUUGCUGGGGGCCCUCGGCGCCCUCCUCGCCGCCGCCCGCCGCCCCGCGCCGCCCCCGGCCCCGCCGCCGCGCAAGAGGCCGCCCCCCAGCGUUCAGCUACCUGCGGAACAUCGUGACAAGGUUCAACCAAAACGUAGAAAACUAGAUUAUGGCACCUCUGAGCCUAAAGAGAACAUUGAAGAAGUUUCUGCUGCGGUGAAGUUGCCGGCUGAGGUGACAAGUGAAUGCCAGAAGGCUUCAGUCAGCAAUGCAGCUCCAAUCACAGAGUCUGCCGAAGAGACUCAGCCUGCUUCUUCUGACCCUUCAUCUGAAAGACGAGCAGGUUCUGCGCUAGAAACAGAAAUGCUGGAAAUUGAUAAAAUGCCUUGUGGAACCAAUGCCUGCUUGAAUAAGGAAACACUAUCCCUUUCUUACAAGACGAUUCCACAUUUGAGCCCAAGCAGGAAUGGCAAGCACCACGUCAAACCCGCUCCAGGUGACAUCUUAACGCUGAGGCCACCCAUUAGGGAGCGUGCUGUGCCAGAAUCCACAACUUCAGAAGGCAGCAAAAUGGGGAGGCUUUUCUGUACUGCUGAAGAGGGUGUUCAGCGAGGAGAAAAGGAGAAAUACAAACAGCUCUUGCAACUAGUAAAGGAAAAAUAUCCUAGAAGGCACUCUACCCCACAGCCCACAAGCAACCGCAAUGUUCAAGCCUACUCCAAGGAACCAGUGACGACCGAGAGUUACCUGGAAGAACAAAAAUGUGGAAAUAUCUAUCCAUGUGUGACACUAAUGACUGGUAUCAAACAGGGAGUUGUUUGCAGCCCGCAGUGGUCUCAGGGAAGCGAUAUGAUCAGGUACUACACAGCAGCAGAAAACUUUCAUGAGCAAGGAAGACCCGUGAAACAAGCGGUUGUAGUGAAACAGUAUGGAACUGAAAUCUCGAAAGAGGCAUUAUUCCAGUUGCAUUUGUCACCUGUUCCAUCUGGAAGGUCAUCUGCCCUUGGUGUGGAAGAGAAGAAACUCCCAAGCUCAGAAAAACCAGUAGAACACUUCUCAGCACUCACAGAGGCUAUGGAGAGAGAAGUCAUGGCUGCAUUUGGCAAAGGUCUGCCAGAUGAGAUCAUGAGCAGUGCCUUCAAACUCAAGGUCACCCGUGACGACAUCCACACACUAAAGAACCUUCACUGGCUAAAUGAUGAGGUCAUUAAUUUCUACAUGACUCUUCUGAUGGAAAGAAAUAAGAAGGAAGGAUAUCCAGCAGUCCAUGCUUUUAGUACUUUCUUUUAUCCCAAACUAAUUUCUGGGGGCUACAAAGCAGUAAGAAGAUGGACCAGAGCUGUGGAUCUCUUCAAGCAGGACCUCAUCUUAGUGCCCAUUCAUCUGAGAGUGCACUGGGCCCUAGUGGUCAUAGAUGUCAGAAAGAAGACCAUCAGAUAUUUUGACUCAAUGACACAAAAAGGGGACACGAUUUGUGAACGUUUAUUCCAAUACCUGCAAGAAGAAAGCCGGGAAAAAAGAAAUCUGGAGCUGACGUUUUCAGAGUGGACUCUUUACAGCAUGGGAUCACAUGAAAUCCCUCAGCAAUUGAAUGGAAGCGACUGUGGGGUUUUUAUGUGCCAAUAUGCAGAUUGUAUUUCCAGAGACAAGCCGAUCACCUUUACACAGGAUAACAUGCCUUACUUCCGCAAGAAGAUGGUGUGGGAAAUAAUCCAUCAGCAGCUUAUAUGAAACAUGCACUAUUGAGUGUAACACUGUGAUCACCUUAGGGUGACUAAACUCUUAUUUUAGUUACUUUUCUAGUAUCUUAUUUGAAAAGUCAACAGGCACACAAAUUUUCCUCUUUAGGCUAUGAAGUAGCGGUUUGGGGUUUUUUUUUGGGUUUUUUUUUUUUUCCCCCCCCAAUUCUGGAGACAGUAACUCUCUUUGAAAUCAGCUAGUGCGCCUUGAGUGCAGGCCAGAAGGAUUGCUGUGACCUCACCAAGGGAACGGUCAAGAACAGAUGCUGUGAACCUCGGAUACAGAGAUGGAUGCUCGUACCUCGGAGCACACGUGGCCACAUUAUGGACAAAUGGGACUCUCAUCUGUGGCGGUGGUAACAAUUGUGUUACCCAAACGUAUCUUCCCAAGGACAAUGUGCUGAGCUACUGUUUCCUCAAAGAGAGUUUUCUUCUGUUUCUAGAAUAUCUAUGAUCUACUUGAUUCCUAAAACUGGAUUUGUGAUGACCACAGAAAGCAAACAUUUACAGUCUUUUGAUUUGUAACAAAUCCAUAGUGAAACCCCUGUAGUUGGGGUCGGUUUGUGUUUUCAUUAUUGUUUUUGUUUUUUUCUGUCUCCAGGGAGUUAUCUAAUGUGAAGAGAGAAGUAUUUAUUUCUUUUUAUUAAAAUAAAUAUGUAACUUAUAUAAAGAGCCUUACUUGAAUGAAACUCUGGUAAUUAAAUAUAGUGAUGUUUUUUAAUUGAAAAAAA
Messenger RNA from Falco peregrinus (peregrine falcon), 2890 nucleotides. RefSeq names its product SUMO specific peptidase 2 (gene SENP2). Gene Ontology annotation, cellular component: nucleus. The record is from RefSeq and is a predicted model, not a curated record. Gene Ontology annotation, biological process: protein desumoylation. NCBI's taxonomy places the organism in Eukaryota, Metazoa, Chordata, Aves, Falconiformes, Falconidae. Gene Ontology annotation, molecular function: deSUMOylase activity. The transcript is spliced from 17 exons. Bases 430 to 2151 code for a protein of 573 amino acids.